Closterium sp. Naga37s-1 is the source of this 1203-nucleotide messenger RNA. NCBI's taxonomy places the organism in Eukaryota, Viridiplantae, Streptophyta, Zygnematophyceae, Desmidiales, Closteriaceae. The record is from the annotation of a GenBank genome assembly.
AUGGGAGCGGGGGUGACUGGUACCAGCGCCCUUGCAGUUGCAGCUGCGGUAGUUCCUGGUCCCCUUGCGCCCGCCACCGCAGUGCCAGCGCUUGCUCCCUGCCCCCUCGCACCAGAUAACGCCCUGCGAGAUGCACCCGCGCUUGCUCCCUGCCCCUUAGAACCUGCAGAAGGCGGUGACCCAGGAGCUGCACCCGUGCUCCAUCCUGCGCCUGCUCCCUGCCCCCUUGCACCAGGGAUCGCCGUUGGAGCUGCACCCGCGCUUUCUCCCUGCCCCCUCGCACCAGAUAACGCCCUGCGAGAUGCACCCGCGCUUGCUCCCUGCCCCUUAGAACCUGCAGAAGGCGGUGACCCGGGAGCUGCACCCGUGCUCCAUCCUGCGCCUUCUCCCUGCCCCCUCGCACCUGAUACCAGCCUCGGUGCUGCACCCGCGCUUGCUCCCUGCCCCUUAGAACCUGCAGAAGGCGGUGACCUUGGAGCUGCACCCGCGCGCCUUUCUGUGCUUGCUCCCUGCCCCUUCGCGCCUGCCACCGCACUUGGAGCUGCCCCCGCGGCUCCUGCGUUUUUGGGCUGGCCCCACGCACCUGAUGAAGAGGGAGAGGGAAGCGGGGCGUCGACACUUGCUGGCGUGCGCCAUUAUCAGGGCGUGGUUUGCCGUUCUGCACCGCCUUCUUCCCCCCCGAGGGCCUUCGGACAGCACAAGGGGACGGCCAAUCCGUGCCGCCUCAAGUAUGCCGCCGGUCGCGCUGGUCGCUCAGAAAUUCUUGAGCAGUACGUGUUUAUGACGGCUACACCACAGCCGCUGCCACUUGAUCAUGAUCAGCAGUCCCCUGACACCACGUACCGCCCCUUUGAUGCGACGCCUAAUGACGCUAGCGCCGCCGACAGCCCUCAUGACACGAGCGCGGCCGACGGCACUCAUGACACGAGCGCGGCCGACGACACUCAUGACACGAGCGCGGCCGACGACACUCAUGACACGAGCUCCUCUGACAUGGCUGUGUGCGGUUCAAGUGGAGACCCUCUGCCACCAGAGAAUACGGGGGAGUCCUGUCCCCCUCCGAUCUCCGCUCUGGCUGACAUGUUUGGACACCCGGACAACGCCAAAGGAUUUGUUCUGAAACCCCACGUGGACAUCGACCCAGCCACUCGCAAGAGGUGCUACUCAACACCAGAGUCCGACACCUGGUGGCAUGAAGCCUAG